CUGAGCUGAGUACACUCCACUUGCUGGCCUUUAAACUGAGAGAGAGAGAGAGAGAGAGAGAGAAAAAAGCAGCUUUAAAUUAAAUAGAAGACUCUAAAAAACCCCUUUUAGCAGCUCAUUUCAGGUCACUAAUCAGAGCUGCAAGAAGCUGUAAUUUGACUUUCAGAGAGGUGAAGAAGAGAGAUUAGAGAGGAGGGCGUGACAGGGAGCCAGCCGAGCAGGCAAGCUGCUGCCGCAAGGGGAGGAAGAGCAGGCGAUGCAUCAGCCAAAGCCAGAGGUCAAGAAAAAAAGCGACAUAAUAGUGAAAAGGUAGACAUCAGAGAGAGGAGGGUCAUUUUGUGAUCUGAGCCAGAAACCAGCCUCUCUUUGUUGUUGUUGUGUGGGGCCAACCGAGCAGGGAGGAGGAUGUGAAGAGAGAGAGAGAGCUGCAGGGAGAAAGGGAGGCGACUGCAAAGAAAGACCAGAAAAAAUGCUCUCAGAGAUGAUGUGCAGAAGGAGCUGCCAGCAGCAGCAGCAGCAGCAGCAGCAGGACGGGAAAGGGGCUCCACAGAGAGACCCUUCCAGCCGCAGGAAGCACGGCUGGUCCAAGAGCUGCAGGGGGCGCCAGCAGGGGCGGAGAGGGGGAGGGUGGCCAUGGGGGCGCAAUCACCCCCAGCAGCCCCCUCAACGUCAUCAUCCACCCCGACACUUCCCGAGGCCGGUGGUGUCCCUCCGGCCCGUCAACGUCAAGGGGAACAGAGCGAGGGGCAUGCGGGCCCCCAAGAACACCAACCAGUUUCUGAUGCACGAGAAGUACCAGAUGCUGCACAUGCGCUCUGACUCGGUCGGGAGCGACAGCAGCAGCUCCGAGAGCGACGUGGAGCUCACGGACAUGGACUCGUACCUGGGCGUCCUGGAGAAUGCGAGAGGAGCCCUCUUGGACAGUCCCAACCCACACGGCUCGCCGCCGCCACCACCAGGACAGAUUGUGGUACUGCACGAGGACAGUCUGCGUCUGCACGAGGACAGUCUGCGUCUACAGGAGGACAGCAUGCAGUAUUUCCCCUCUGAAGAUGACCUGAUUAAGAGCCAGAAUUUCAUGCAGAGGGACUUUGUUGAGUUCUGUGACAUCCUGACACCUUGAAGGGGAACUUUCAGGGAGCCAUUUUAUUCUCGGCAGUGUUUAAACUUAAACCUCUGACAGAGCGGGGUCAGGUUGGUUCCGCUUCAUGCUCACAGACAUUUUUUUUAAAAAGUCUCCAUCUUAUCCAGUCAUUUAGCCUUAAAUGUUAAGAAUCUGCUUGCAAGGUGAGAUGAUUCCAGCAGAAUUAAACUUCAAAAAAAAUAUUUUUUUAAAUCAAGUGUUUUCUUAAUACUCGUGCAGUUAUCUGCUUUAGUUCUUCUUUUUUGAAGACGCUGAUAAAUGAUCUCACCAUGUUGGUAUUUUUCUAGGUUUAAGACAAAAAACUUGUGCUGAAUGCAAAAUGAAAUGACAUUAUUAAGAAAGACGUUUUUUUACUUUUCGUAUUUGGUUCAUCGUGUACAAUGUGUCCAGGUGCUGUAAAGUGCUGCCUUUCUGUUGUUGUUGCACACAAAGAGAGAAGGGUUGGGUGGUGGGAGUGAGCCCAAACAGCCAAUCGGCAUCGAGCUGACUGGAUUAGGCUGCAGAUGAUUGGCUGAUGCAGACUGUCAUUACCAAAAAGCCAUUUACUGUACAAAAUAAAAAAUGACAAAAAAAAACCACAAAUAAAAAUCUGGUUGAUGUAACGUGGGCUGAUUCAUUGUCUUUGUGGAUAUCAAUGAGUGCAAAUUUUUUUUAAAUAAAAAUGUGUUAUUUA
This is a messenger RNA of Anarrhichthys ocellatus (wolf-eel), 1817 nucleotides long. RefSeq names its product coiled-coil domain-containing glutamate-rich protein 1. The record is from RefSeq and is a predicted model, not a curated record. Bases 470 to 1123 code for a protein of 217 amino acids. The transcript has a single exon. Lineage: Eukaryota; Metazoa; Chordata; Actinopteri; Perciformes; Anarhichadidae.